GAGGAAAUAAGACUGUUGAAGCCUUUAGCUCGCACACGACAGGCUGUGUAAAGUGGCUUUUUAUAGAUGCUUUUAUAUUUCAUUCAUAUGAUUAACUUUACCAAUAUUUUAUCGCGAUAGUAUUGUAAUAUCACAGAGAAGUAAAAAGGUAUCAGAAGCUAGGAUCGCGGUUUUUAUGCGGAGCUGCGGCCGCUCGUAUUGAUAGCUAGCUAACUGGCUGAUAAUUGACAAUAUUGAUCGUCGUAUUUAAAAAUAUUAGCUAGCUCAGUAUUUAACUUAAAAAUAUAGCGAACAAAUACUAUUUUGCUAGCUAAACGAGAAAGUAGUAACGGCUGGUUAGCUGGUAAAUCAUUAGUUACCUAUGUAGCCUGCCGGAGGCUGGCGGAUCGCACAGCUCCGGCCUGCUUUAGCCUGAAUCCCGCCGGUGUCUGACCCUCCCGAAACCAGCCCGGAGCCAGCAAGCUGGACAAGACGCUGGACCUGGUCGGGUACAAGCCCGGCGCGGCCGGGGCGCUCACGCCUCAGAAAAAGAUGAAGAAGCGAAAGGAGCUGAACGCGCUGAUCGGGAUCGGCGGGGAUAGCAAGAGGAAGAAGCCCAAGAAGGGGUCGGGUCACCGGCUGCUGCGCACCGAGCCCCCGGACUCCGACACCGAGUCCAGCUCGGACGAUGACGAGUUCGGCAACAUGAGUGGCGUCGCUGCCUUCGGAAAGAGGAGCUACGCGCAGUGCUGCUCCAUCUGCUACCCCCUGUGCGGGUUCAUCAUCCUGGCGGCCUGCGUCAUGGCCUGUGCGGGGCUCGUCUGGAUGCAGGUCGCGCUGAAGGAAGAUCUGGACUCUCUGAAGGAAAAACUGCAUACAAUGGAAUCCAGCCAGAAGGCUUCGUCCCACGAGAUCCCGCGGCUGAGCGAGGAGCUGAAAGACAGGCAGAGGACGCUGGAGGACAUCGUGAGCGGAGACAGGGGGCUGAACAAACUGUGGUCAAACCUGACGGAAAUCAACAGAAAGAUCAAUCUGCUGGACUCUGCCGUCAGCCACCUCAAAGCCAACAUCAAAUCUGCCUCUGAUUUGAUCAAUCUGCCCACCACAGUGGAAGAGCUUCAGAAGAGCGUAGCAACGAUUGGCAGCACUCUGACCAGCGUGCAGCAUGAUGUGAAGACUGUGCAGGCUGACGCUGAGGAGCAGAGGAAGGCUGUGGACGGCCUUCGGAAAAACCAGGAUAAAGAAGGCAAGGAACCAAAAUCCAGCUCAAGAACUUCUCCAGAGAGGUCGUCUGACAACUGUUCGUCCUGCGCAGCCGUAAAGCAGGAGGUGCUGUACCUGCAGGACUCUGUGGGGGAGCUGAACUCCACGCAGGUGCUGCUCCGCUCUCAGAUGGAGGAGCGGCUCGGGAGGCUCGGCUCCUCCCUCUCCAACCUGACGCUGAGGGUGUCGUCUCUGGAGAGUGGCCUCCUCCUGCUCGGGACCACGCCCACGCCCCUGCUCAACGGCAGCGCCAAGGACCCCAGGGCUGAGAGGCUGAGAGAGAAGCUGGACUUAAUAAGUGCACUGACCAGUACAAGCGACAGUCCAGGCCUUCCCGAGCCGCAGGGACUGACCCCAGAUCAGCAGCAGCCAGCCUCUGACCCUGCAGCCAAAGCACAGGACUCAGGCCUCAGUGCAGACAGUACCAAAGUAACUGGUGUCCAACAUUUUAAGGAUUCGUUGGAGAGCAGCGCUGGGGGCACGGAGAGCCUGGGAGGAGCAGUGUCAGGGGGCGACAGCACAGUGGGGAAUCCCCCCGCCCCGGAGACCGACCUCAGCAACCCCAGCUCUGACCCUGCGAGAGAAGGAUCUGCAGCCUCCAAACCAACCCGACGUCCUGCGUUUCUGUCUCAGAGCGUGAGCAAGAAGGAGCUGAGGACAGGGGGCCCCGCUGCUGUGUCCUUCCCCGGCAUUCGCUCCAUAAAAGAUCUUGAAGAGUUCUUCCAGGGCUUGAAAGAGGCCCCCACUCAGGGACUGUCCUAUGAGGAGCUGAGGAGGAUGUUUGGGGCGGGAACCCCAGACAGCCGAGCCCUGGAGAUGUACGAUAAGGAUGGAGAUAAGAAGUACUCGUGGGCAGAGCUUCGGGCAGCUGUGGGCGUGUGAGGGGCAUUAUGUGGGCGUGGCCACGCUCAGUAGGACUCUGGGUUGCAGUGUCUCCUUAACAGUGUCACUUUUAAAUCAAGUCUGUAAGCGGUCUGCUCUGGAGUGUGGGGUGUCACACACGCGCGCUCACACACACACACACACACACACACACACACACACACCCCUCUCUUCCAGAGCAUCUGCACCUCACACCUCCACCUGUUCCAGGGGCUGCAGGGGUUAAUUUGGUUUUGUCAUUAGUUUUUGGUGUUGAUUUGAUUUGAAGGACUACAAACAGAAACCGAGUUUUAAUUCACUUUGGAAAAAUGAGGAACCAGGAUCACUUUUCCCCUCGUUUGACAUGAAUUUAAGAGUUCUGAUUUUCCGAAGCUGAAGUGCGUAUCUUUUUUAGAUGUGGAGGUCGUCAGUGGCCUAAUUUAGGCCCUAUUUUCACAUCGUUUGGCCUGCAGGCGAUUUCGCACACCAGCGUUCACACGCAAACAUGCAGCAUGGCCUUUCUGCUUUCUUUCAUUUUGUUGUUAAUUUAUUGUCAUGGAGUGAAGCUGUAGAACAUUAGCGCUGCUUUCCCAUCCUCCUCUAGGCCCUGUGCAGGGUACCGUUAGCUCACAUUCGGAAGGGCUAUAAAUACAAGCUUUUACGUGGUUAGAAGACACACGUCAGUAUUUUAACUGUAAAAUGGUAGUCAGCAUAUGUAGCAAUAAUGCAGUCAUGACUCCACAGUGCGUAGUGUGUGGUUAACCGUGUUUUAGGGUGCAGCUGACGUGUAAUAAGGUAAAGGGACAGGUAUGAGAGGCAUGCACAGGUGGACACACAGGUAAAACAGGUAGCAUGAGAAGCACUGAUCACAGGCACGGACGACGAGAAUGUCACAAGAGCCGCAUGCGGGGGUCAGAGCUGUACAGCUCUGCACAUUGGGACCUGGAAAAUCACCCAACACUGUCUUUAAUGUAAAUAAGGUAGAAUUUUCAAAGCAGCUUUGUGUAUAAAACAACGGUAAACC
This is a messenger RNA of Megalops cyprinoides (Indo-Pacific tarpon), 3127 nucleotides long. RefSeq names its product EF-hand calcium binding domain 14 (gene efcab14). The record is from RefSeq and is a predicted model, not a curated record. Bases 532 to 2124 code for a protein of 530 amino acids. Lineage: Eukaryota; Metazoa; Chordata; Actinopteri; Elopiformes; Megalopidae. The transcript is spliced from 10 exons.